AUGCAGACUGCUUCUACUAACAUUUGUGAAAGACUGUGCAACAAGUCCAUCCGUGACAUUUCCUUGCUACUAAAUAUUCCACGGUCAACUGUUAGUGGUAUUAUAACAAAGUGGAAGCAACUGCAAACAACAGUAACUCAGCCACAGAGUGGUAGGCCACGUAAAAUGACAGAGCGGGGUCAGCGCAUGCUGAAGCGUACAGUGCGCGGAAGUCGCCAACUGUCUACCGUGUCAAUAGCUAAAGACCUCCAAACUUCAUGUGGCCUUCAGAUUAGCACAACAGCAGUGCAUAGAGAGCUUCAUGGAAUGGGUUUCCAUGGCCGAACAGCUGCAUCCAAGCCUUACAUCACCAAGUGCAAUGCAAAGAGUUGGAUGCAGUGGUGUAAAGCACGCUGCCACUGGACUGCA
Molecule: messenger RNA, 408 nt
Organism: Staurois parvus
Lineage: Eukaryota; Metazoa; Chordata; Amphibia; Anura; Ranidae
Source: the annotation of a GenBank genome assembly